AUGAAGAUUGCCGAGUACCGGACUCCUAAGCGCGCGCCACACACCUCUAUUCCCAUUCUGGUCAGCUCGCGCCACAAUCACAUCUCUCUCACCGCCCAGUGCUGGGUGCUCCAGCCACCAAGACUCCAAGAGUCCAAACAGGAAGAUUCUCAGACCUUCUCAAUUACCAAUUGCCUACACUACAGUCCACGCUGGCACGCAGGGCAUUGGCACAUUGCUGGUUCAACAAUCUUAUGCACACGCGCCCUUGACCAACCCUUUGCGCUCAUCCAGAAAACCAAAACAGAACCAAUACCACCUAACCAAUACCAAAUAAAGCUGAAUCAUGAUGUGCAGCUGCCAAGAAGCCUCAUAUCCCGAAUCACUAGCACUCAACCACUGCAACGCAACCUGACACCUCAUGCUGGUCUCCAUUCACCAAAAACAGCAGAAACAAAUGUGGCCAAAACUCCCGACUCCGCGACUCCGGACUGUCACUCCGUGCCCCCCGGAGCAGGGCUAGCUAGCGGAUCAGCGCGCCGAAACAAUACCCAAAAUAGGCAUGGGAAACCCCCUCUAGCUCCUACACGCAGCUCGCUCCUGUGCUUCCCCAGCUUGCUCGACACUAGGUAUCCAACGUCUUUGCAGCAACUUUCAACUCCGCACCGAGCAAUGAGGCGGAUAAGGUAAGUAAGGUAUGGCACCUCUCGAGAGGCACGGACAGAUGAGCACGGUCGCUCCGCUGCGAGUUGCAGCUUCAGGAUGAGGCAGCAUGACCCGAGGUACGCAAAGCGGAGACAAAAAAAUGAGCAGUUCGAGUCGAGCGCCGGCCAAGGAACAUCCAUCCCACUGUGCUAGGGCGGUAUCUUUUCGGUGGGUGAAAGCCAAAAGUCAAAGGCAGGCCGCAGCACCAUCGCGGAGGAGUGUGUGUGGUCACUCCGUGAGACUGCCACAGCGGCAGCGCAGGGCAGCGGAGCGGAAACAGUCCAUCUGGUUACCCCACGAAAAGCUUUCGUUGGUAUUGGAUAGUGCAACCCUGCGAAGCGAAGCUGCUGUACGGAGUAUGCAGCCUGUGGGAGGUUGGAACUUGGAAAAGCACAUCUGGC
Molecule: messenger RNA, 1085 nt
Organism: Colletotrichum phormii
Lineage: Eukaryota; Fungi; Ascomycota; Sordariomycetes; Glomerellales; Glomerellaceae
Exons: 2
Coding region: 1-669 (222 amino acids)
Source: RefSeq, a predicted model, not a curated record